UGACUCAAAGCUCGCCGCUGGGAGCCGGGGGAUUUCCUGCGGCAGCCGCCGGCCGCCCCAGCCCGGGCACCGCUCGCGGCGACAUGCUGCCCUGCCUGGCGCUGACGCUCCUCCUGCACCACGCUGCAGCCCGGUCCCCCGUGCCGGUGGCCGGUGAGGUUGGCCGAGCCGUGCUGCUGGCCGCCGACGCCGGCCCGGGCUUCCAGCGCCGAGACGUCAUCUGGAGGUGGCUGGCGACCCACGAAGAGCUGGUGGCCACCUACUUCCGCGGCUCAGCGGAGACGCUGUACCAGUCGCGCUUCCAGGGCCGCAGCCGGCUCCACGCCAACCUCAGCCUGGAGAUCCUGCGCCUCGAGCUGGGCGACAGCGGCACCUUCUCAGCGCUGCUGGUGGACGCGCUGGGCCGGACGGAGACACGGGCGCUCCGGCUCACCGUGCACGAACCGGUGACAGAGGUGACCGUGGAGGUUUUCAUGCCCAGCCGGCACUGGGCCGGCUCCGGGGAGCCCUGCGAGGCCUUUCUGAGCUGCACGGUGGCCAGUGGCACUGCAGUCACCUACAGUUGGGUCCGCGGCGCCGGCCAGGCGCCCGGCACCGACAGCCGCGUGCUCGGGGAGGCCGGGCAGGUGCUGCGGGUCCUCCUGUCCCCGGCUGAGCGCCACGUCACCUACACCUGUACGGUGGCCAACGCCGUGAGCCGGGCCACCGCCACCUCCGUCCUGCCCUGGGAGCACUGCCGCCGCACAGGGCUGGCCGAGGCCGCGUGCCGCUACGGGGAGGUCCUGCUCUUCGCCACCCCUCUCCUGGUCCUCGCCACCGCGGCCGCCGUGCUCGCCGCCACCAUGGCCUGCGCCCGCCGCCCUGGGAAGCCACCGGCCACCAGCGCCAACACCGAGCCCGCUGCCGCCUAGGACGCCGGCCGAAAGAGGGGGAAAAGCACUUUCCGUAUUGCCGAACGGUGGGAGCAUCCGGGAACGACAGAAAAAUAAAAGGAAAAUCUGGAGCUGCC
This is a messenger RNA of Dromaius novaehollandiae (emu), 1009 nucleotides long. RefSeq names its product SLAM family member 8 (gene SLAMF8). Lineage: Eukaryota; Metazoa; Chordata; Aves; Casuariiformes; Dromaiidae. The record is from RefSeq and is a predicted model, not a curated record. The transcript has 5 exons. Bases 84 to 911 code for a protein of 275 amino acids.